Messenger RNA from Coffea arabica (coffee), 911 nucleotides. The record is from RefSeq and is a predicted model, not a curated record. NCBI's taxonomy places the organism in Eukaryota, Viridiplantae, Streptophyta, Magnoliopsida, Gentianales, Rubiaceae.
AAUGGUUUCCAAUAACUAGAUCAUGACUUCUUUCACUGUUAUCAAGUAACAUCUGUACGUCAUAAACCACCCUUUAACUUGUCUUUUGUUUUGACGUUGUUGAUUAUACUAAAGAACAGUUGGACCAAGCUUUGAGCUAUGAGCAUUAUUGUCUCAUUUCAAAUUGUGGACAUCUUUGUUCAGAAUGGCCAUCUCUUCAGUUCUAAAAUUUGAUGUUUCACAUGAUUUGCAGCAGUUACGAUCAACCAAGCCACGGAUUUGAUGUUCGUGGUUAUUACUUGUGACUUGUCUUUUCUAAUUGUUUGAUGUUUCCGAAAUGUGCUGUGAGAUUAUCAUAAACACACUUGUACAUUAGUUAGGGCAAGGUUACCAGGUUCCACUAGUACCCAUGGAGGACUAAGUUUGAGUUGGCGCUACUUUUUCACAGUGCACCUCCUGGUACCACUGCAUUUCAAGGCUUAGUAGCAUCAGAGAGGAGGUAUCCUGUAGGUGACCUCGAAAGGGUUUUGGUUACUAUGGCUAAAACCAGGGAUGCUAGUGAACUGGAGGAUGAUGAUGAUGAAGAAGAAGAUGAAGACAAUAGUGAUGACGAACAUGACGAGGAUGAUGAUUAUUCUGGAGAAGGGAGCAAUGAUGAUCAGGAUGAUUCAGAUGAGGUUGAAGGAAGUGGCACUGGAGGAAGUGAUGAAGAUGACGAGGAUGGACACGAUGAUGAUGAUGAUGAUGACGACCAGGAGGACGACCAUGAAGAAGAUGAGGAAGACAAGCAUACAGCAAAGAAGAAAAAGUGAGUAACUUUAAUUCUCUUCUGAUGCCUCACCCUCUUUUCCCUUCGUGGCUUCAUCAGUUAAAUUGAGCAUUAUUUGAAGGAAGACGACUUACUUAUGGACAAGAUGAUAUUUUGUUUGGAU